AAAUCAAAGCGCCCAAGCCUCAACCUCAUAAGUUAUAUGUACUCCCCUCCGCCUCACACUACCUGCCUCUAAACCCUAUCGCCGCCCUCUCUCGUUUCGCCGCCUUCACCAAUCUAAUGGCUUUGCCGAACCAACAGACUGUGGACUAUCCGAGCUUCAAGCUCGUCAUCGUCGGCGACGGUGGCACUGGAAAGACUACUUUUGUGAAGAGACAUCUUACCGGAGAGUUUGAGAAGAAAUAUGAACCAACUAUUGGUGUGGAGGUUCAUCCUCUAGACUUCUUCACAAACUGUGGAAAGAUCCGGUUUUACUGCUGGGAUACUGCUGGGCAGGAGAAGUUUGGUGGUCUUCGAGAUGGUUACUACAUCCAUGGGCAAUGUGCCAUCAUUAUGUUUGACGUGACUGCAAGGUUGACAUACAAGAAUGUUCCUACUUGGCACCGUGAUCUUUGUCGCGUUUGUGAGAACAUACCCAUUGUGCUAUGUGGAAACAAGGUUGAUGUGAAGAACAGGCAGGUUAAAGCUAAGCAGGUUACCUUCCAUAGGAAGAAGAACUUGCAGUACUACGAAAUUUCUGCAAAGAGCAACUACAAUUUUGAGAAACCCUUCCUCUACCUGGCUAGGAAGCUUGCAGGUGAUGCCAAUCUUCAUUUCGUCGAGUCUCCAGCUCUUGCUCCCCCAGAAGUCCAGAUUGACAUGGCUGCUCAACAACAGCAUGAGGCGGAGCUUAUGGCAGCAGCUGCUCAACCUCUUCCCGAUGAUGAUGAUGAUGCAUUCGACUAGGGUCCUUGUUGGAAAGACUUCUAUUUAUUUUUCAAUCUCCAUUGUUUCUUUGCUGGGCUUUGGAAACUUCAGCCAUUAAGGCAGAAUUUGGAUCUGGUUUGAGCAUAAUUCUCUAUGUAUUGACUACAGUGGGUUUGGAGCAUAAUCAUUUAUGAAAUUCUAUUACCGUC
Argentina anserina (silverweed cinquefoil) is the source of this 952-nucleotide messenger RNA. Its product is annotated as GTP-binding nuclear protein Ran-3. The transcript has 8 exons. Bases 117 to 782 code for a protein of 221 amino acids. Gene Ontology annotation, biological process: ribosomal subunit export from nucleus; protein import into nucleus. Gene Ontology annotation, cellular component: cytoplasm; nucleus. The record is from RefSeq and is a predicted model, not a curated record. Gene Ontology annotation, molecular function: GTPase activity; GTP binding. NCBI's taxonomy places the organism in Eukaryota, Viridiplantae, Streptophyta, Magnoliopsida, Rosales, Rosaceae.